Pseudogymnoascus destructans is the source of this 1026-nucleotide messenger RNA. It is a transcript of the gene RIB3, whose product is annotated as 3,4-dihydroxy 2-butanone 4-phosphate synthase. The record is from RefSeq and is a predicted model, not a curated record. Lineage: Eukaryota; Fungi; Ascomycota; Leotiomycetes; Thelebolales; Thelebolaceae. Bases 192 to 896 code for a protein of 234 amino acids. The transcript is spliced from 2 exons. Gene Ontology annotation, molecular function: 3,4-dihydroxy-2-butanone-4-phosphate synthase activity. Gene Ontology annotation, biological process: riboflavin biosynthetic process; aerobic respiration. Gene Ontology annotation, cellular component: cytosol; mitochondrial intermembrane space.
CAACUCGUUCACUCCCCUUGAGCCCAUUUCCAUCCACAUAAGAACCCCAAUUCGCCUUGUGUUGGGACAGGGACAGCUUCGUCUAUAUAUUCCAAUAGACCCUCCAGAUCGUCCGCUUAUUAAGUUACCCACACAAUUUGGGGAAUCCGACGGGAACGCUGUGGAACGAUUUUACACUACAGAUACACAGAAUGCCUUCAUCAGUCGCAGUGGCAGGAGGGGCGGACCAGUUUGACUCAAUAGAAGACGCCAUCGCAGCAUUCAAAAAUGGCGAAUUCGUAGUCGUCCUCGACGAUCCCGGACGCGAGAAUGAGGGCGAUCUCAUCAUCGCCGCUGAGGACGUGACGCCGGAGCAGAUGGCCUUCAUGGUCAGAUACUCCUCGGGUCUCAUCUGCGCACCCCUCGUCCCAGAGCUGUGCGUCGACCUCGGCCUCCCCCAGAUGGUGGUGAACAACGAAGACCCCAAGAGCACGGCAUACACGCUCUCUAUCGAUGCGAACCACCCCAGCACAACGACCGGUAUCAGCGCGCAGGACCGCGCGCUGACCUGCCGCAUGCUCGGUGCGAAGGGCGCGAGGAAGGAGGAUUUCAGGCGGCCGGGACAUGUCUUCCCGCUGCAGGCGAGGAAGGGAUUAGUGAGGCAGCGCCCUGGACAUACCGAGGCUACGGUGGAGUUCUGUCGGUUGGCGGGUAAGCAGUUGGUGGGUAUUUGCUGCGAGUUGGUGGAGGAUGGGGAGGUGGUGGAGGGGCAGGCGCUGAGGAAGGAGCCGGGGAUGAUGAGGACGGAGGGGUGCUUGGCGUUUGGCAAGAAAUGGGGACUCAAGGUUGUUACGAUUGAGGCUCUGGUGGCGUAUGUGGAGAAUCGGGAGGGUAAGUACAAGAAUGGAUCGGAUUAAAUGCAUUCUUCGGUAUUGGCGCUGCUUAUGGAUCUGGAAUUGUAUAUAUCUACACCUCUCUCUAGUGGGUUGUCUUUAGAUUUGGGGGGUCGGCCUAUGCAAGUCCGCGAGUUUGUUUUAGCAACCGCAA